This is a messenger RNA of Ectocarpus sp. CCAP 1310/34, 1609 nucleotides long. The record is from the annotation of a GenBank genome assembly. NCBI's taxonomy places the organism in Eukaryota, Phaeophyceae, Ectocarpales, Ectocarpaceae.
GUCGGUACAGCACAGCACGUCGGGAGCACAAAAGCAGACGGGCGGGGUGUUGGCACAGCAACCGACAUGUCGACGAUGUUGCCACAACCGCUAAAAAACCCCGCAUGCACCCCCGUCCUACAUCAAUUGAAGUUUCGAUCGCGUUGACGCCAGCAAGCCGCCACCUCCUCAGCUAUUUUACGCCCACAUUCUGCGCACUUCCUUGCGCUGUCGUACGCCCCUGACGUUGUGCUGCGGGCACUGUUCUGAGUGUACAAGCAGGCUGCUGCUCACAUGACGAACAACGACGACCAACCUGGUGGGAGGCGCUGUUGAUCUUCGACCACCGCACGCCAGACACGGCCGCGGGGCCAACCGGUCGCACGAAAGCGCGCGCUGCCGGGGAAAGCAUCAGGAGCACCGUUGCGGUGGGAGCGACGGUGAUCAUUGUCUCUCUCUUCACCUGCUGUACGGCCGUGGUUUGCUCGUGUGAGUCUUUGUCACAGAGGUGAGCAGGCGGUCUGCCUGCGGGGGGCACGACGAUUGGCACAAAAUACCGGGUAGGCGGCUAGCACCGUAGAUUCUGCCUGCCGAAAUCUGAAAGAUCGGCCCCCUUGCGCUGGCAGCGCCCGGUAUCCAUAUCAUAGCGCACACACGUGGGACCGUGCUGCACACACUGCGUGGGAGUUCGCCUUCUUCCCUCUCGAUUUCUUCCCCCUCGCUGAAGCCAUAUCCUAGUCAAGUUGCGCCUUGUGGUCAGGGGAAAGGUAUCUCUAGAGCUCCCGCGCGACAUUUAAGUGCGGGCACAUCUUGUCCGGAGGCGAAGAACCCACCACAUGGAGAGAAUAUACAACCUCGUGAGCUGGUGACCCCUGGAUAUUCAGCUCUCAACUCGUCAUUUUCUUCCUGAAGGAGGUAAACGAUGGGCCAGAGGCACGGAAAGGCCGUUUAUGACAGCGCUGCAAAGCCCUUCCUCAACCUCAGCCUUGCGGCCGUUGGCACGCUAUGGGAGACAUUCAACGACGUCGCGGAUGGCUUCGGCAUCAAUCUGCAUGAGUUCCUAGAGAUUUGCUCCGAGCUGGGAGAAGAGCUGCAGCUCAACAGGGCCAAGCUGGAUAAGGUGAAGCUUUCAACGGCUCUCUUCAAGCUCCUAGACACCGACAAUAACGGCUUGAUCGACGCCAUCGAGUUCGUCAGCGCCAUGGCGUGCGCUUCGGGGAUGAGCGUGACCGACACGCUGGAGUUUGUCUUGAGUUGCUACGACUUCGACGGCACCGGUCGCCUCACGAUAGAUGAGAUAUCCCUGGCCUUCAAAAGCACCGUAACCGGUAUGUGCAAGCUAGAGGGGACCGGCGCGGGCGUUGACGCGGGCCUCAAGGCCUGUCCGCGCGACAUCGACUUCGAAGCUGCCGCCAUGAAUGCCUUCGAGCGCCGGGCGGAGGGGUCUGACCGAUUCAAGGUUAAGAUGCGGGAGGUGAUCGACUUUUGUGAGGAACAGCCCGAAAUCAGGUCAUGGCUCGACUACUUCGACGACCCGGCUGAGGAGGAAGCCCUGGCAGCAGCGGGUGCGGAGGGGAACGAGAGAGGAGAGGAAGGCCGGGACGACAACGCCAACGACAUCCGGCGGUAG